Molecule: messenger RNA, 1437 nt
Organism: Rotaria sp. Silwood1
Lineage: Eukaryota; Metazoa; Rotifera; Eurotatoria; Philodinida; Philodinidae
Source: the annotation of a GenBank genome assembly
AUGUAUACUGAUAAAAAUCUUCUUUUCUAUCAAUCCGAUUAUGACAAAUCUCAUUUAUUAUCACUUCCACAUCAAUCAAAUAUUGAAACAAAUUCAAUCGGAUAUAAUUAUCAAAAUUCAAUAUUGUUUUCUUCAUCUGAUACUAAUUAUAAUAAUUCAUACAUACCAUUGGAAAAAGAUAAUCUAUCAGCAUUAUAUGUAUAUUAUCAAAUUGAUCCACAAAUGUAUCCACCACCUGAUCUUCAAUUUAAUGAAACAAUUCAACAAUUUUUUAAUCCAUCUCAUUUAUAUUUACAAUCAUUAAGAUUAGACAAUAACAACUUGUUAGAACAACAAGAAAAUAUUUGCAAUAAUAAUAGACAAAAAUUUUCGAAUCAGAAAAAAGAUAAAAAACGACUAAAAUCUAAUAGAAAUCAAAUAAAGAAUAAUACACAAUCAAAAACUUCUAAUAAUUUUCAUCAACAAAAUAUAAUUACUGUACGUCGAAUACUUUCUCAUGAUAUUUUUAAUUCACAAACAAUAAUGAACAAAUCAAACGAACACAAUAAUCUUAACAAUGAAACUAAAAUAAAUCAAUGGAAUGACAAAACUAAUCUCAUAGAAAAUCCAUUACAAAAUUCUAAACAUUAUUCUGCUGAAUACAAUCCAUCACUUACUUUUGUUGAAUUACAAACAUUACCCAUGCAAUCAAUUACAAACAAAUCAUUCGUCUCUCCAUUAACUACAAAUCAUAAUACAAACAUUUUGACAACUCUCGUUCCUAAUAUUCUCUUUCAACAACAAGUACUCGAAAAGAAAAUGUCAAAAUCGAUGAGUAUGACAACAUUGAAGGUUACUUCUGUCAGUGAUUCAUCAACUAGUUCAUUAGCCUUUACACGAUUACUUACUGAUGACAAUAAUCAAACUAAACCAGAUGUUACUAUAUCCGGUUCACACAUUGAUUUUGGAACACUGUCUACACCUCAUUUAUCUACUACUUCGUCUAUUGUACCUCAUUUUUCAUCUACAGUUGCUCCUCAUGUAUCACAUCAUGUUUUAUCAUCAACAAAUGCAAUGUCAGAUAAUAUACAUCAAACUAAAUCAAUCAUAAGUCCGAUUUUAACAAAUGAAAAUAUUCAAAAUUUAGUUGAUCAAUUGAAAAUUUAUAUUGAUACACUUAAUCUCUUAUUUGAAAAUAAAAUUGAACAUAAAAAAUAUGUUAUUUCUAAUAAAAAAUCUUAUUCAGACGAUAAAAUAAAUAUAUCGGAAAAGAAACAAACAGAAUUAUUGUCAUCAUCAUCAUCAUCAUCUUUAAUAUCAACAAGAACUUGUUCAAGAUUCUCCAGACAAUCUAUUUCCGAUGGCAAUGACCUUUGUGUUAAAGACAUUAUUGUUCGACGAUGUCAUUCUUUUAAUAAAUAUCAAGGACAAAUAAGUAUGUUUGAUCUUUUCGUAUAA